Messenger RNA from Tupaia belangeri chinensis (Chinese tree shrew), 945 nucleotides. RefSeq names its product olfactory receptor 5AS1. Gene Ontology annotation, cellular component: membrane. The record is from RefSeq and is a predicted model, not a curated record. The coding region runs from base 1 to 945 and encodes 314 amino acids. Gene Ontology annotation, molecular function: olfactory receptor activity; G protein-coupled receptor activity. Gene Ontology annotation, biological process: G protein-coupled receptor signaling pathway. Lineage: Eukaryota; Metazoa; Chordata; Mammalia; Scandentia; Tupaiidae. The transcript has a single exon.
AUGUUGAAGAGUAAUUAUACCAUGCCAACUGAGUUCUUAUUUGUUGGAUUCACAGAUUAUCUACCUUUCAGAGUCACACUGUUCUUGGUGUUUUUCAUGGUAUAUGUAUUAACUAUGGUGGGAAAUAUGGGCUUAAUUAUCCUAGUCAAUAUCAAUUCAAACCUUCAAACCCCUAUGUAUUAUUUUCUUAGCAACUUGUCUCUCUUAGACAUCAGCUAUUCCACAUCAAUCACUCCUAAAAUGCUGGUAAAUUUCCUAGCAUCCAGAAAGAGCAUCUCUCCCUAUGGCUGUGCACUGCAAAUGUUUUUCUUUGCGUGUUUUGCUGAUGCUGAGUGCCUUAUCCUGGCAGCGAUGGCCUAUGACCGCUAUGCGGCCAUCUGUAACCCCCUGCUCUAUUCCACACUGAUGUCUAGGAGGGUCUGUGUUGGUUUCAUUGUGUUGGCGUACUUCAGUGGAAGUUUAACUUCACUAGUGCAUGUCUGCCUCACAUUCAGGCUGCCAUUCUGUGGCUCCAACAUUGUCAACCACUUUUUCUGUGACAUCCCUCCUCUCUUGGCUUUGUCAUGUGCAGAUACCCACAUCAAUGAGCUUCUGCUCUUUGCUUUGUGUGGCUUCAUCCAGACAAGCACUUUCAUGGUCAUAUGUAUCUCUUACUUCUGCAUCCUCAUCACUGUUUUGAGCAUCAAGUCCUCAGGUGGUAGAAGCAAAACAUUCUCCACUUGUGCUUCCCAUCUCAUAGCAGUCACCUUGUUCUAUGGGACACUCCUGUUUAUGUACUUACGUCCCACCACCAGCUAUUCUCUAGACACUGAUAAGGUGGUUGCAGUGUUUUAUACUGUUGUCUUUCCCAUGUUUAAUCCAAUCAUCUAUAGCUUUAGAAACAGAGAUGUAAAAAAUGCCUUUAAAAAGCUAUUAGAAAGAAACUGGAUAUGCAAAUACAAUUAA